UAUGAAAUUAGAAUAAUUACAGUUGAACAAAACAAUUAUACAACAUGCAAGUCAAGAAGGUGAACGCAUCAAGAGAAAAAUAGGAAGAGGAACACGAACAGAAGCCAUGAUGUUUAUAGUGAGAACCUUUCUGGCUAUCGUAUACAGCUCAAAUUGCAGCCUCUCAAAAUCCUCUCUCGCUAACUGUCGGGAGGGUAAACACUCACUGUACAGGCUGCAGCGCGAGAGGAAGUUGCAUUGCCAGCGCUUGGUCUCUUGGUCGCUUCCUGGGCCCAUUACACAACUGAGCCAAGUCAAGGGAGGCGAGCUAGGAGUGUUUACAGUGUGCGUAUCUGUUCGAAAAAUGGUUUGAGAGUGAGUCAGAAAGUGAAAGAGUGGGAGAGAGAGAGAAAGCAAACUAGAACUAGCACAGGAAGUAUUUGGGUUUUCAGUAAACCCCCCUAACAGAAGAAAGAUGGUGGUGUGUGUACACACCUCAAUGUACUGUGUGCGUGUCAGGGAUAUCUGAUGAGCCUCUGCUUGAGCUUUUAACCGCGCUGCGAAGACACAAACAAUCACUUUGAGGAAGCAUCUCUAGGUGUGUUAGAGGAGAGUCUCAGAGUGAUCGACCGACAUCAGCCUUAGGACACAGGAUACUAUGGGACAAAGCGGGGAGGAGAGCAAGUUGCAUCGGCGUUUCUCGCGGCUCGGCAGCCGCCAUUCCAGGGACCCUCCACGGCCCCCGCCUCAGGGCAACAAACCCGCCACGCCCGCCACUCCUCCUGCCGCCCCCACCCCCCCGUCACCCAGGCCCCCCGAGGUGGCCCCAAAACCACCAGAGGCGGCCCCCAAGAAUGUAGCUCCCAAACCAGCACCUGUGGCCUCCAAACCGAGUGUUCCGCCCCGACCCCAGAAGAAAGAGUUCCUGUGUGAGACCCACGGCAACGCCAUCCUAGAGGGGUUAAAUGCCUUUCGUUGUGAUGAGACGCUGUGUGAUGUGACCCUGGUGGCAGGAGACAGCAGCAAGACCUUUCCUGUGCACAGAGCCAUCAUGGCCUCAGCCAGUGACUACUUCAAAGCCAUGUUUACAGGAGGAAUGAGAGAGCAGGAGCUGAAGGAGAUCAAGCUGCAUGGCGUGAGCAGCGCCGGGCUGAAGAACAUCAUCGACUUCAUCUACACCUCACGGCUGGACCUGAGCGUGGGCAGUCUGCAGGACACGCUAGAGGCCGCCAGCUUCCUGCAGGUCCUGCCCGUGCUGACCUUCUGCAACCAGCUGCUCAGCAGCGAGAUCACGAUUGCUAACUGUGUGGAGGUGGAGCGCAUGGCCGCAGACCUGCUCCUGGAGGACGUCCAGACUCAUGUCGGGAACUUCGUGCGGGACAACUUCGAGGAGCUGGUCCAGAGCGGCUGCUUCCUGCAGCUCUCCAAGUCCAGCAUGGCGUACGCACUGUCCAGUGACGGCCUGAAGGGUCUCUCCGAGAUGGAGCUCUACCGGGCGACCCGAGCCUGGAUCUCCCACGACCACUCCGAACGCCGCACGUCCGCCUACACCCUGCUGCGGCACAUUCGCUUCCCGCUCAUGACCCCCGCCGAGCUCCUCCAGAUCUCGCAGGAGGAGGACCAGAGUGAAAGCAGCGGAAGAGGAGGAGGAGGGGGAGGGGAAGGUGUUGACGCCAACUUCGCGCCGGAGCCGCCGCUGAUGCGCUCGGACACGGCCUGCAUCAACCUGCUCCUGGAGGCCAGCAACUACCAGAUGCUGCCGUUCGUGCAGCCGCUGCUGCAGACCGAGCGCACACAGAUCCGCUCCGACUGCGUGCGGCUGCUCGCCCUGGGCGGCGUCAUGCGCCACCAGCUGGUCGUUAGCCGCGAGCUGUGCUUCUACGAAGAAAAGGAGGAGGAAGAGGAAGGGGAGGAAGAGGAGGGUGGCAGUGGCGCUAAGCGAGGAGGAAGCUGGCGGGCGCUGCAGCCCAUGGAAGUGCCACGCUACCAGCACGGCGUGGCGCUGCUCGGAGGCUUCUUGUUCAUAGUCGGAGGCCAGAGCACAUACGACACCAAGGGCAAGACGGCGGUGGAUAGCGCCUACCGCUAUGAUCCGCGCUUCGACCGCUGGCUACAGAUGGCGUCGCUCAACGAGAAGAGGACCUUCUUCCACCUGAGCGCACUCAAGGGGAAGCUGUACGCCGUCGGAGGACGCAACGCCACUGGAGAGAUCGGCUCAGUGGAGUGUUAUAAUGUUAACAAAAAUGAGUGGACCUUUGUGGCGCCAAUGGUUGAACCUCACUAUGGCCAUGCUGGAGCAGUCCAUGGAGCUCUGAUGUAUGUCUCAGGGGGCAUAACCAAGGACACCUUCCAGAAGGAGUUGUGGUGCUACGAACCCGCGGACGACCUCUGGAGCCGGCGGGCGGACAUGGUGGAGCUGCGGGGGCUGCACUGCAUGUGCACGGUCGGCGACCGCCUCUACGUGAUGGGCGGCAACCACUUCCGGGGCGCCAACGACUACGACGACGUGCUGGGCUGCGAGUACUACAGCCCCGCCAGCGACCAGUGGACCAUGGUGGCAGCCAUGCCCCGCGGGCAGAGUGACGUCGGGGUGACCGUCUUCAAAGGGCGCGUCUACGUGGUGGGCGGCUACUCGUGGAACAGCCGCUGCAUGGUGGACAUCGUGCAGUGUUACGACCCGGAGAGCGACGAGUGGGAGCACCCCUUCAGCGUGCUGGAGCCCCUGGGGGGCAUCCGCGCCGCCACCAUGACCGUGCACCGGCCCCAGGGCCCUGCCGCCGAGGCCCAGAUCCACGAGUGCCCUCUGGCCACCACCAAGAGCUGAGCACAGGGGCAAAGUGAAGGGGGGCUGAAAGAUUUGG
Messenger RNA from Clupea harengus (Atlantic herring), 2840 nucleotides. RefSeq names its product kelch-like protein 9. NCBI's taxonomy places the organism in Eukaryota, Metazoa, Chordata, Actinopteri, Clupeiformes, Clupeidae. Gene Ontology annotation, biological process: regulation of cytokinesis; protein ubiquitination. The record is from RefSeq and is a predicted model, not a curated record. Gene Ontology annotation, molecular function: ubiquitin-protein transferase activity; cullin family protein binding. Gene Ontology annotation, cellular component: Cul3-RING ubiquitin ligase complex.